Messenger RNA from Camelina sativa (false flax), 315 nucleotides. The record is from RefSeq and is a predicted model, not a curated record. NCBI's taxonomy places the organism in Eukaryota, Viridiplantae, Streptophyta, Magnoliopsida, Brassicales, Brassicaceae.
AUGAGGAAAUUGAAAUUAUCUUUGAUAGCGAAUGAGAGAUCAAGAAAAAAGACAUUCAUGAAGAGGAAGAAAGGGAUAACAAAGAAACUUCACGAGUUGACAACUCUUUGUGGUGUCCAAUCUUGUGGGGUCAUCUACAGUCCGUAUCAGUCGGUACCAGAGGUUUGGCCGUCAAAGGAAGGUGCACAAGAGGUGGCUAUGAAGUUUAUGGAGAUGCCGAUGGCAACAAGAACCAGAAAGAUGAUGGAUCAAGAUACGUAUUUGCGGGAGCAGAUUACGAAAAUAAAAGAGCAAGUAGACAAACUGGCUGUUUAG